GGCGGAACAAGUAUUAUCACAAGUGCACCGAAGGGACAGUUGUUGCAGUUACACCAGACGAAUUCACAUUCACGACAGUAACAAUUUGAAUUUAAAUGCAUAUUAUAUGAGGUUAAACCCGAAAUGUUUGCUCGGUAGUUACAAAUAGUAGAAAUGGAUAAAAAGGUUGUAGCAGCGGAAUCUGAGGCGAUUGACUGGGGAGGAAGUGGAGCUGAAGAAGGGAAGAUUUUAAAGAAGACCAAAACCUUAUCCAAGAAUGUCCACACCGGCCUUCCUAAUCCACUUCCAGAUCCUGUGAAAUGUUCUCUGAUAAAAGGAGACUAUCUCUACUUCCAUUAUGGCUGUGAUGGACACGAUGACCGAGGCUGGGGAUGUGGCUACCGCACCAUCCAGACAAUGGCUUCCUGGCUCUGCCAUAACUGCUUUCCACUUCAGGACAAACAGAGAUCUCCACCAAGUCUCCCGGAAGUCCAGCAAGCCUUGGUUGCCAUGGGGGACAAACCAAGCUCAUUCUCAUGCUCCAGGGAGUGGAUAGGAACAUUUGAAGCCUCCCUGACCCUUGACUAUUUCUAUGAUGUCCCCUGUAAACUGGUACAUAUUAGAGGUGGAGGGGCCGAGCUGGAGCAUGUUGCAGUGGAAGAGCUCCAUCAGCACUUUGAGAAGCAUGGGUCUCCAGUCAUGAUGGGAGGGGACAGGGACAACUCUUCUAAGGGGAUAUUAGGGGUGUGCACUGGGGACAAGGGGAGCUACCUGCUAGUCGUUGACCCUCACUACUACGGACGUCCGCUGGAGAAGACCGAGCUGCAGAGGCUGGGUUGGGUGGCGUGGAAAAGAGUGUCAUCUCUGGAUCAGUCCUCAUUUUAUAAUCUGUGUAUGCCUCAGACUGCCAAAAAAAGCAACAUAAACUAAGUGACAGACCUAUUUCUGUUUCAGACUUACAAAUGAAUUCUUAUUUGUGAGGAUGGACUAUAGAAAGUGUCUUAUUAGGACAGGCUUUGUACUGCAUUUUCAGCACUUAUAAUUUAAAAUGAGCUGUAGUGCCAUCCUGUGGAUUAAAUCAAUAAUUACAAUGUAUUUUGAAGAAGCAAACUUUGAUCUAUUUCUUCAUUAUUUUCCUAUUACAAUUCUGUUGAAUCUCUAAUCUUCUUGGACAUACAUUAUGUAUUUCCCUCAAUGGUUUCUUUUGUAGCUUAAAAGUAAAAUUAUUUUUCAAAGUCUUUCCAUGGUGUGAAUAUGCAAAUUGAGGUCAAUUAUCAACAAUUCUGGAUUAGGAGAUAGGACAUGAAUGUUGUAGUGGUUGGAGUGGUUGUAGCACUUUACACUAUCAAUAUUGUGAAUAUUUUUAGCAAGAAAAUAAAUUCACUUUAGGCAUUGAAAA
Molecule: messenger RNA, 1378 nt
Organism: Perca fluviatilis (European perch)
Lineage: Eukaryota; Metazoa; Chordata; Actinopteri; Perciformes; Percidae
Gene: ufsp1
Product: UFM1-specific peptidase 1 (non-functional)
Exons: 1
Coding region: 154-909 (251 amino acids)
Source: RefSeq, a predicted model, not a curated record